Papilio machaon (common yellow swallowtail) is the source of this 1009-nucleotide messenger RNA. RefSeq names its product cuticle protein 8. The transcript is spliced from 4 exons. The coding region runs from base 26 to 1009 and encodes 327 amino acids. The record is from RefSeq and is a predicted model, not a curated record. NCBI's taxonomy places the organism in Eukaryota, Metazoa, Arthropoda, Insecta, Lepidoptera, Papilionidae. Gene Ontology annotation, cellular component: extracellular matrix.
GUUGAUUUUUAUUGACUUUAGCACCAUGUUCUCUAAAAUCAUAGCUUUGAGCGCCGUCCUGGCGGUGUCUGCGGCGGGUCUCCUGCCCCAGGCCCACUACUCCUCAGCAGCGGCUGUAUCCUCCCAGAGCAUCGUGCGCCACGACCAGCCGCAGGCCAUCCACGCCGCUCCCGUCGCCAUCCACUCUGCUCCCCUCGCCUACCAAGCCGCACCCAUUGCCACCUACGCGGCUCCCGCCCGUAUCUCCGCCGGACAUGCCGUGUCCUCUCAGACCAUCCUGCGUCACGAGCAGCCGCGUGCCGCUUACGGCAUCGCUCCCCUAGCAUACGCCGCCGCACCCGCACACUACGCCGCGCCCCUCAUCAGCCAUGCCGCCCCCCUCAUCAGCCACGCCGCCCCCCCACACUAUUCCUCAGCUGCCGCUGUCUCCUCCCAGAGCAUCGUGAGGCACGACCAGCCGCAGGCUAUCCACGCCGCUCCCGUAGCCAUCCACGCCGCUCCCCUCGCCUACCAAGCCGCUCCCAUCGCCACCUACGCAGCCCCUGCCCGUAUCUCUGCCGGACAUGCCGUGUCCUCUCAGACCAUCCUGCGUCACGAGCAGCCGCGUGCCGCGUACGGCAUCGCUCCCCUAGCAUACGCUGCCGCACCUGCACACUACGCCGCGCCCCUCAUCAGCCACGCCGCCCCCCUCAUCAGCCACGCCGCCCCACUCAUCAGCCACGCCGCCCCCGCCGCUAGGCUUAUCGCUGCGCACCAAGAUGAAUACGCUCACCCCAGAUACGACUUCUCGUACUCCGUGGCUGACGGACACACCGGCGACAACAAGUCGCAACAGGAGAGCCGCGACGGCGACGCCGUGCACGGCCAAUACUCGCUGUUGGAGGCCGACGGUUCCGUGCGCACCGUGCAGUACAGCGCUGACGAUCACACCGGCUUCAACGCGGUCGUGACCAACUCUGCGCCCGCUCACCACGCCGCUCCUGCACACGCAAUCCUCGCUCAUCACUAA